UAAUCUGUUUGAGUCACUGAGACAAAGUAUAUGAGAAAAGUGCUGAGGGUAAUCACACAGUGUGCCAGACUACAGCUGGACCUUAUGUGUGAGCUAGAAAGAGUGUGAGAGAGAAAUAUUAGAAAAUAAAUCCUUCUCAGACUAAAGAAUAAAAAAUGGACAGUGAGGGUAUUAAAGAACUGCAGAGUGAGGAUGAUAUGAAGCAGGAAUUGUCUUCUGAGAGGGAUGAGGAUAGUGAUCGAGAAGAGGAAGAUGAGGCUGAAGAGUUUGAGGAAGAAAUGACAGAAGUGCAGAGCGAGCAGGACAGAGGGGAGAUGAGAGAUGUAGUGGACUGGAAUGGGUUUAUUACAGAGUGUGCAGGUGAAGAAGAGGUGGUGCUGGACUGGAAACCAGGUGACACUGUGACCUCUCAGUAUGUCCUCAGGCUACCAGGAUACACAGAUGACUACCUGUGCUCACCAGAAGACAACAUCUACAAUAUUAAUUUCUCACGUUUCAAAAUUCGAGACUUGGAAGGUGGAUCAGUCAUUCUGGACCUGAAAAGACAAUGUCCAACAGAAAUAAAAGAUGUCAUAGAGCUGGAUGCAGGGCGCUUCAUUCAGUAUCAUUUCAAACCUGCCUUUCUAAAUCUCAAAGAGAUUGGAGCCACGUUAGAGUUUACAGUGGGCGGUAAGGCAGUGAACAGGUUUCGACUGAUUGAGAGGCAUUACUUCAGGGAUCUGCUGCUGAAGACUUUUGACUUUGAGAUUGGUUUCUGUAUUCCACACAGCAGAAACACAUGUGAACACAUCUACUGCUUGCCGGACCUGGAUUCACACACCAUUGAGGAGAUGAUCACCCACCCAUUCGAGACACGGUCAGACAGCUUUUACUUCGCUAACAACACACUGAUAAUGCAUCAUAAGGCAGAGUACUCCUUCAGCCAGGGGUUGGAGAUCAAUGAGAACCAAAGUUAAACAUUUCAGCAGAGUCUUGACUAUCCAAAGAUUAGUGCUGUAUAUUUGGUUUCAUAAACCAUAAACUAUAUAAAUAAAAUAGUCAAAGUAAUUUCUUUGCUGUUACUUUACUAAUAUUUGUGUUGCUUGCACAGUAAUAAACAGCCUUUAACAGAACACGUGUUGGUGAUUCCAUGAUUUGGUGAACUUAGCAUUGAUACUGUGUAUAGGGUAAAGGGAAUUAUUGGGAAUGAUCCAGAGAAUGCACAUCUUGAGGAUCAAUACCAUGCCUACAUUAUUCAUAUAACACAAUUAAUGUUGCCCUUUCUUCAUGCCCUCACACUGAGGCUCAUAAAGACAUCCUGUCUAUUUUUGUCAUGACACAAUGCUGUGGACCCUUUCCUCUUAUCAGGGGGUCUUCCAAAGCCCCAAACACAAAGUAGAAAAUUAUACCGCUCUUUUACAUUGUGACAAGGAGGAGGGCAGGGCCGGGCCAUGACUGCCCCCAAUCGGGCUAGCCGAGGAGAGGGAUAAGUGCAGCGGAAUGCGGCAGUUCGAGAGAGAGAGCCACAUGCAGCUGCCAUGUUUGCGUUUAUGUUUUUGUGUCCUUUUGUUUAAGUUCCUGUUAAAAUAUUACUUUUAUUGUUCACCCUGAUCCCACCUCCUCCUUUCCCAUUUCAACCUUGUUACAUAUAUGUUUUUGCCCUAAUAGCUCUU
Xyrauchen texanus (razorback sucker) is the source of this 1652-nucleotide messenger RNA. RefSeq names its product unc-119 lipid binding chaperone B homolog 2 (gene unc119c). Lineage: Eukaryota; Metazoa; Chordata; Actinopteri; Cypriniformes; Catostomidae. The transcript is spliced from 5 exons. The coding region runs from base 156 to 956 and encodes 266 amino acids. Gene Ontology annotation, molecular function: lipid binding. Gene Ontology annotation, biological process: visual perception; negative regulation of clathrin-dependent endocytosis; mitotic cytokinesis. Gene Ontology annotation, cellular component: spindle midzone; spindle pole; centrosome. The record is from RefSeq and is a predicted model, not a curated record.